Candoia aspera is the source of this 1605-nucleotide messenger RNA. It is a transcript of the gene ASL, whose product is annotated as argininosuccinate lyase. Gene Ontology annotation, cellular component: cytosol. The transcript is spliced from 17 exons. NCBI's taxonomy places the organism in Eukaryota, Metazoa, Chordata, Lepidosauria, Squamata, Candoiidae. Gene Ontology annotation, molecular function: argininosuccinate lyase activity. Bases 104 to 1495 code for a protein of 463 amino acids. The record is from RefSeq and is a predicted model, not a curated record.
CGCAGGCUGGAGUUCGGGGUUUGGCUGCUGGUUCGUUGGAUACGCGGCAGGUUUUCCACGUUUUUCGCAAAGUCCAGAAAGAAGAAAACCAGAAUCGUCCGACAUGGCAUCUGAGAGUGAUAAACUUUAUGGAGGAAGGAUAGUGGGAAGUAUUGACCCCAUCAUGGAACAGUUUAACGCUUCAAUCGGUGUUGACAAGCGCUUGUCGGAAUUUGAUAUCUGCGGAAGCAUGGCUUAUGCAAAAGCUUUGGAAAAGGCUGGAAUUCUGUCUAAAGUUGAAAUGGAGAAGAUCAUCAGUGGAUUAGAGAAGAUUUCUGAUGAGUGUUCCAAGGGCGUCUUGAUGAUCACCAGAACUGAUGAAGACAUCCACACUACUGUUGAACGCAGACUCAAGGAACUGAUCGGUGAGGUGGCUGGAAAGCUUCACACUGGACGAAGCAGGAAUGAUCAAAUAGUGACUGAUCUAAGGUUGUUUAUGAAGAGCUCCUUCACAGUGCUGUCCGUUCACCUCCAACAGCUCAUUCGGACCCUGAUGGAACGGGCUUCUACUGAAAUGGAGGUGAUAUUUCCUGGUUAUACCCACCUGCAAAGAGCUCAACCAAUCAGAUGGAGCCAUUUUUUACUCAGCUAUGCUGUUGCUCUGGCCAGAGAUUAUGAGCGCCUCUUUGAGGCAAAGAAAAGGAUCAACGUUCUGCCUUUGGGAAGUGGGGCUUUGGCUGGCAACCCAUUUGGCCUGGACCGUGAGCUGCUCCGCCGAGAACUGGAUUUUGCCAGCAUCAGCAUCAACAGCAUUGAUGCAGUGAGUGAUCGAGACUUUGUGGUGGAGUUUCUUUACAUUGCUUCCAUGAUCAUGGUUCACCUGAGCAGAUUAUCAGAAGAUCUGAUUGUCUAUACCACUAAGGAGUUUGGAUUCAUCACUCUCUCUGAUGCAUACUGCACCGGGAGCAGCCUGAUGCCCCACAAAAGAAAUCCGGACAGCCUUGAAUUGAUCCGCAGCAAGGCUGGCCGAGUGAUUGGAAGAGCUACUGGACUUCUUGUGAUUCUGAAAGGACUUCCCAGUACCUAUAACAAGGAUCUGCAGGAAGAUAAGGAAGCUGUGAUUGAUGUGAUGGAUACCCUGGACACCGUGCUUAAAGUUACCACUGGAGUUAUCUCCACUCUCCAGAUCCACAGGGAUGCCAUGGAAAGAGCCCUGAGCCCUGAAAUGUUGUCUACAGAUCUUGCUUACUAUUUGGUGCGCAAAGGAGUGCCGUUCAGACAAGCCCACACUGUUGUGGGGAAGGCAGUCCGCUUAGCCGAGAGCAAAGGAGUGACUCUUAGCCAUUUAUCCUUGGAAGACCUAAAAGGAAUUCACCCCAUGAUGGGAGGUGAUGUCCUUCAAGUUUUCAACCAUCAGCACAGCGUGGAGCAGUACACCUCCCCUGGAGGGACCGCCAGGAGCUGCGUGAGUGCCCAGAUUGAAUAUCUGAAGGAGAUGAUGAAGUUUAAGGAUUGAAAGAGACAGAAAGAUUAAGCUUCAAGUGUGGGGAAAUACUGUCCCGUUGCUGCAGGUUUCUGCUUAGCAUGUUUAACCACAAGGCAAUAAAUACAGUGGCAUAUUGGAUU